This is a messenger RNA of Dissoconium aciculare CBS 342.82, 848 nucleotides long. Its product is annotated as Pcc1-domain-containing protein. The transcript has 2 exons. Bases 114 to 524 code for a protein of 136 amino acids. Lineage: Eukaryota; Fungi; Ascomycota; Dothideomycetes; Mycosphaerellales; Dissoconiaceae. The record is from RefSeq and is a predicted model, not a curated record. Gene Ontology annotation, cellular component: EKC/KEOPS complex.
CUGAUGACUAGACAGGUGUAGACAACAACCACGCCCUUUUUGUGCGUCUGCAAGCACAUCACCACUCGGCAAGAUCGCGGCCCUGCGCUGCCGGCCCACGGGCAUCGUCUACCAUGGCUGCCAACGUAUCUGCUCAUGACUCUGCUUUUCCAUGCUCAUUAGUUAUUCGCAUCCCGUUUCCUAGCAGUCGGUUAGCCAAGUCCGCGCACCAAGCAAUCUCGGUGGAUCAGGAGCUUUCUGCACUGGUCCAAAGAUCUUUCUCUCUGGAAAGUCGAGAUGUGCCUGCAGCCGAGGAACAAUCCCGCAACGAAUCGCCGCGAGUCAUCUUGCAGACUGUGUACAAAGCGACGACAAAUCGCAUGCUCCGUGUGGCUGUAAAUGGCUUCUUUGACUCCUUGGGGACUGUCAUCCAGGUCAUGGAGGAGCUCGACGUCGACGUUCUGCAUGGGAAGGGUCUGGAGGGACUGGAAGGUGUUCAAGGAGUGGAGCAAGGUAUGACAGGAACCACCAUCACUGGCGGAUGACAGCAUUGAAAUUAAACCUUUCCUCUAUGGCAACUUCCUCUGCUGGCACUACUAUUGUACCUCACUGGUUGAGGACAAUCAUUGAUUCUUAUAUCUACAUGGUAUCUGAAACAGCUAGUGUAGUCUCAUCUCGGGCUCAAGUCUCGUGUCAUCCUUGCUGUCAACCGCACAUGCAUGCCGAUUGCACCUCCCUUUCCCGACCCCAGAAGGACGUGCUGCACGUCAUACUUCUUCAUGGAUCAAUGGUGAUGCGAGGUUCUACCUCUUCACACCCGAUGUACGAAUAGAUGCUGCAAGGCAAAUUUAUUCCUUGCCGGCCCAUUC